AUGGACCAAAUUAAAACCACCACAACAACGCACUGGAAUGAAGUUGUACAUAGGAAGCGCAAGGACUUGAAAGACUCCAUUCCGAAUGAAUGGGUGUUGAAAAGGGUCCCCACGGUACACAGUGUUUCUGAUGUAGAAGGAUACUUGAAUUCAAUUAUGAGUGAUGUGGAAAAUGGAAUCGUACAUACGAGCCUAUUGGAUUUGAGGAGAAUGAUAAAAAGAGGAGAAAUUAAAAGUUAUGACUUAGUCAAGGCAUUUUGCAAAAGAGCGGCGUAUGUUCAACAGAUGUGCAACUGCUGUAGUGAGAUAUUUUUUGACAGAGCAUUGAAAAGAGCCAGUCAAUUGGAUGAAUAUUACGAAAAAAAUAACGAGGUUAUAGGUCCAUUACAUGGCAUCCCUAUUUCCUUGAAAGACCAGAUAAACUUGGAAGGAAUUGACUCUGCCAUUGGGUAUGUAAGUAAGCUAUACUCUCCGAUUUCGAAAGACAAAGUGUCUCUACUAGCUGAGAUUUUGGAAAGCUUAGGCGCUGUAUUCUAUGUUAAAACUACAACUCCUAUGGCCAUGAUGUCAGGAGAAACAAAUAGCAACAUCUAUGGUAUUACUUGCAAUUCAAGAAAUCGGAAUUUAUCUUGCGGAGGAUCCUCUGGUGGUGAAGGCGCCUUGUUGGGUUCGCAUGGUUCUGUUUUGGGAUUUGGGACAGACAUUGGAGGUAGUAUAAGGCUACCCUCCAGCUCUCAAGGGAUCUUUGGUCUAAGAUGUUGCUCCAAUAGAUUACCGUAUCUUAACAUAACUAACUCAAUGGCAAAUCAACCAGUAAUGUGCUCUGUUGUGGGCCCCAUGAGUGUAAAUAUUGAUGACCUUCAAUACAUUACGAAGUUAGUAUUGGACCAAAAGCCCUGGGUCAAUGACCCAAGGUGUUUACCAAUACCUUGGAGAGAUUAUGAACCUCCUAAGAAACUUUCCUUUGGAAUUUUUGAUUGUAACAACAUAGGUUACCUACAUCCUCCUGUUCGUAGAGCAAUUAAAAUGGUUGUAACUUCUUUGAAAAGAGAGGGGCACGAAGUGAUUGAAUUAAGCCCUCCUUUCACUCUUCAGCAACUAUUUACAUUUGCCGGUGAAAUUUUUUAUGCAGAUGGAUGCAGAGAAAUUCUAGAGGAAUGCAAACACUCUGGGGAACCUUGUACAACCAUUUCAGCUUUUGAUGAAGAUGGAAACCGUUGCAGAGGAGUUGCUAAUGUAAAUGAACAUUGGGAUCAAUAUGCCAGGAAAUAUGAAUACCAGCGUGACUUUGAUAAAUUCUGGCUUGAAACAGCAAAUAUUACAACUACGAAACGACCUGUCGAUGGUUUAAUAUUGCCCGUACAACCUAUGGCGUCCUUUCGUCCUGGGGACAUAAAAAAAUUCAAGCUCAAUUUUACUCGAGCUUUUAAUGUUCUUGACUAUGCGGUAGUUUCAACUCCAAUCACUUUGGCUGACAAAUAUACAGAUAUUAAGGACGAAACUUAUCAACCGUUAGAUGAGGACGAUAGGGUUCUUUAUGACUACUAUGAUGCUGAAUUAUAUGACGGCACUCCCAUCGGUGUACAAGUUGUGGCACCAAGGUAUGAAGAGGAACGCGCAAUUGGCUUGUCUAAGUUGAUAAACUCUUAUGUCGAGAAUCAUUUGAAUCCCAAAAUGAAGUUGCAAAUUUAA
Messenger RNA from Priceomyces carsonii, 1692 nucleotides. RefSeq lists its product as uncharacterized. The transcript has a single exon. The record is from RefSeq and is a predicted model, not a curated record. Bases 1 to 1692 code for a protein of 563 amino acids. Lineage: Eukaryota; Fungi; Ascomycota; Pichiomycetes; Serinales; Debaryomycetaceae.